CUGCUUCUGUGGCCGUCUCCUCGUGGACUUUGGUGGCCAUCAGCUGUGAGCGUUAUUAUGCCAUUUGUCAUCCGUUGCGCUCGAGGUCCUGGCAGACAAUUAGCCAUGCCUACAAGAUAAUCGGAUUCAUAUGGCUGGGUGGCAUCCUGUGCAUGACACCGAUAGCAGUAUUUAGUCAAUUGAUACCCACAAGUCGCCCAGGUUUCUGCAAGUGCCGCGAACACUGGCCCGACCAGGGCUACGAGCGUUUCUAUAACAUAAUGUUGGAUCUCAUCUUGCUGGUGCUGCCCCUGCUGGUGCUCUGCGUUGCCUACAUCCUCAUAACACGCACUCUAUACGUGGGCAUGGUUGUGGGCAAGGAUGUGCGAAUGCCGGCCAGCAGUGGCAGCACUCAGACAAUGGCCACGGCCGCUAUAAGCGCUACGCCUGGCAGCAGCAGCUGUGUUCUGGUCCUGAAUGUUACGGCCGAGUACAAUGGUAACAGCAACAACAACAAUGCCGCAACAAGAACAGCAGCAGCAGCAGUAGCAACAACAACAACGACACUUACAACGACAACAACAACGACACUUACAACCGUAACACCGGCUAAGACCCCAACAGCCUCGCCAAGUCUACGCGUACACGAUGCGGCGCUGCGCAGAUCCAACGAGGCCAAGACACUGGAGAGCAAGAAGCGCGUGGUCAAGAUGCUGUUCGUGCUGGUGCUGGAGUUUUUCAUCUGCUGGACCCCGCUGUAUGUGAUCAACACGCUGAGCAUGUUCAUCGGGCAGGCACUGUACGAGUAUAUUGACUAUACCACGAUCAGCUUUCUGCAGCUGCUGGCCUACUCGUCCAGCUGCUGCAAUCCCAUUACCUAUUGCUUCAUGAACGCCAGCUUUCGGCGCGCCUUUGUCGACACGUUCAAGGGCUUGCCGUGGAAGCGAGCCGGCACGGCGGGCGGCCAAUUGUCGGCGAGCCAGGCGAACGCCAACCCGGGCCUGGCUAUGGGCAUGGAUACCUGGCGCACACGGUCGCGCCACGAUCAGCAGCUGAAUUCGGUGGUCUAUACGAACAGCGCCGUGGCCGCCGAUAGUCCACAGCUCUAA
Drosophila hydei is the source of this 1088-nucleotide messenger RNA. RefSeq names its product gastrin/cholecystokinin type B receptor (gene CCKLR-17D3). The annotation marks the transcript as partial. Lineage: Eukaryota; Metazoa; Arthropoda; Insecta; Diptera; Drosophilidae. The transcript has 4 exons. Gene Ontology annotation, molecular function: neuropeptide receptor activity. Gene Ontology annotation, biological process: neuropeptide signaling pathway. Gene Ontology annotation, cellular component: membrane. The record is from RefSeq and is a predicted model, not a curated record.